Messenger RNA from Cydia amplana, 3647 nucleotides. RefSeq names its product protein argonaute-2-like (gene Ago2). Bases 121 to 3603 code for a protein of 1160 amino acids. The record is from RefSeq and is a predicted model, not a curated record. Lineage: Eukaryota; Metazoa; Arthropoda; Insecta; Lepidoptera; Tortricidae. Gene Ontology annotation, molecular function: RNA endonuclease activity; single-stranded RNA binding; miRNA binding. The transcript has 22 exons. Gene Ontology annotation, biological process: regulatory ncRNA-mediated post-transcriptional gene silencing.
AUGAUUUGCAAUAUUGAUAACAGGGUUUGAUUGAAACUUAAUGUAAUCCCUGGAAUAGUUUCAUGUAAGAAUAUAAUCAUACUACUACCUCUUGUCAUUUUCAGAAAUAAGGCCUAAACAAUGGGUAAAGGGAAGAAGAAAGGAGGCAAAGGGAAAGAUGAAGAGCCAGAGGUCCCCUCUAUGAGUUCUUUGUCUCUUAGUGAUGCACCUUCUACAUCACAGUCUGGGGCUCAGGCGGAAGAGGAGGCUACUGGUUUGACGUCUGCUGCUGCGAAGAGAAAGGCAAAGAAGGCUGCUAAAGCAGCGCCCCUGGAGGGGUCAAAACCUCGCUCUGCGCCUGUGACAUCAGAGCCAGAGCCCGAGGCGCCUAAGCCAGCUCCAGAACCAGUCAAACCAGUUGAGGAAGAGAAGGCGAAGAGUGAGGAGAAGGAAGAGGAAACUGGAGGACUGGGGUUGGGCAUGGAAGGAAAGAGCAAAAAAAAACCUAGAAAGAAGAAACCAUCAUUAGCCUCACAAGAGGCAGCUGCACCAGGGGCAGAAGUUGCCGCUGGUACUCCUGCGCCAGCUGGGCAAGCUGCUGCUGCAGCACCUGCAUUGCCAAAACAAGCUGCUGCAUUUGGUGCUGCACCACAAGGGCAAGCUGCUGCAUUUGGACCUGCGCCACCAGGGCAAGCUGCUGCUGGUGUAGCAAGUCAGCCAUGGGCCCCAGCACAAGCACAGGCUCAAGCACAAUGGGCUGGGCGCGGUAUGGGCCGCGGGAUGCCUUCUGGUCCACCUGGAGGUUUACCACAAGCUGGACCGCCAGCCGGCUGGCCUGGCGCGCCGGGCGCCCCACCGGGCUACGCUCGCCAACCAGGGCCUCCGGGGCUGCCAGGGCUGGCGCAGCCCGGGCCACCGGGAUAUGUGCAACAACCGGGCCCACCAGGAUAUGUGCAACAACCGGGCCCACCAGGAUAUGUGCAACAACCGGGCCCACCAGGAUAUGUACAACAACCGGGGCCACCAGGGUAUGGUCAGGCCAGACCACCACCGCAGCAGCAGGUGCCGCCUCAGCAACCGCAGUCGGCGCGCCAGACGACGCCCCCUGCGGCGCCUGGCCCACAAGGAGAUAGGUCCGGUUCGGCCUCUAAAACCGUGUGCCGAUACAAAAUACCUUUGAGGAUCGAAGGAAACUCCGUUCCCUGUAGACCUAUUAAGGUGUUGACCAAUUACUUGGAAAUGAAGAUUUCGCCACUUAAAAUACAUCGCUACGACGUUACGUACAAACCGGACAAGCCCAAGAAAAUGAUUUCUCCCGUAUUUCAAACGAUAAAGAAAAAAUAUUUCCCCAGGGAACUAAUUGCAUUUGAUCAGAUGAAAAAUUGCUACUGCCUAAAGCCCUUGCCGAAUGUAUCCGACACGGACCGUUACGCUAUAACGGAUGAAUAUAUCGAUGGAAACGGCAAGAAGAUGGCGGUGGAAGUUUCUUUCAAAUUUACUGGAAUUGUGGAUCUCAGUACUAUAAUUACGUACAUGAAGAGCGGAGGCAGCUCAUUGAACCCGCCUACUGAAGCCAUUCAGUGCAUUGACGUAAUCUUACGACAGGGCACAUUGGAGUCUUACAUAAAGGCGGGUCGGCAGUUCUUCAAGCGACCGGAGCGUCCGAUCGACCUCGGGGACGGCCUGGAGAUGUGGACGGGAAUGUUCCAAUCUGCGAUCUUCACCACGCGCCCCUUCAUCAAUGUCGAUGUCGCUCACAAGGGAUUCCCUCGAGCGCAGCCUCUCGUGCAAGCUCUGACCAACGACUUCAGGCUGAACACCAACGAAAAAGUGGAAAACCAGCGAAACAGAGCCGUGGAAUCCUUCCAGGCCUUCGUAAAAGGACUCAAGGUGGUCGCGUACAUCGGCGGGGACACGUCGGCCGGCGGGCAGAAGCGCGAGUUCAUCGCCAACGGGCUGUCGGACUCGCCCAACAGGCUCACCUUCCCCAUGGACAUCGGCGGCGGCAAGACUAAGAACGUCACCGUCGCCGAUUACUUCGCCAAGGAGAAGGGAUACAGGUUGCGCUUUCCCAAUUUAAACUGCGUGUGGGUUGGCCCAAGGGAUAAAAACAUAAACUACCCCAUGGAGCUCUUGGAAGUUGCGUACGGACAGGCCCGCAACAGACAGCUGAACGAGAUCCAGCUGUCGACGAUGGUGCGGCAGGCCGCCACGCCCCCUGACGAGCGCAAGCGCAAGAUCGAGGAGGUCAUCAAAGAUAUGGACUAUUCGCGCAACAAGGAUUUCAAACAGUUUGGUUUGGAGAUUUCCGAUAAGUUUUUCCCCGUUGACGCGAAAGUCCUGGCUCCACCCAGGCUGGAGACGGGCAGUGGCAGCGUCGAGCCUAGGAAUGGUUCGUGGCAAGCUAACAGGCUGCUGAAGCCCGAGGCUCUGCAAAACUGGGGCUUCAUAAUGAUCGAGCCUGACCAAAGGACCCAGUUAGACCACGCCAAUAUCAUCUCCUUGAUGAUGAAUUGCGGCCGUCAGAUGGGCAUGACCGUGUCGGAACCGUCGGUCAAGCUCUUCAAUUUGAGAAUGCAAGAGCUGCGCAAUACGUUACUGAAGUGCUUGGAACAGCAAGUCAGGUUCCUGUUCAUCAUUGUGCCCACCAGAGGGCGCGACUACUACCAUAUCGUGAAGCAAAUGGCGGAGCGCGACGUUGGCAUCCUGACCCAGUGCAUAAAGGAACAGACGGCCUCCAAACGUAUGAAUCCGCAGACCGCGCGCAAUAUCCUGCUAAAGGUUAAUUCCAAGUUGAUGGGUAUAAACCAAGCCCUCGACAACAGGAGCCUGCCCAACUGCCUCAGAGACGGCAGGGUGAUGGUGGUGGGCGCUGACGUCACACAUCCGUCUCCGGAUCAGACUUCGGUGCCAAGCAUUGCUGCGGUUACAGCGUCCAUCGAUCCAAAGUGUUUCAUGUAUAAUAUCGGAUUGAGUAUUCAAACUCCUAAGAAAGAAAUGAUUAUCGAGUUUGAGGAUAUGAUGGUCGAACAUCUGACUAUUUACAAGCAACGCAACGGAUUUUUGCCGACAAAAAUAUACGUAUUCCGUGACGGCGUGUCCGAGGGACAAUUUGCCCAGGUGAUGAAUAGCGAGCUGCUGGCCGUACACAAGGCGUACCAGCGAAUGGCCGGCCCCGCGGCCAAGCCCGAGGUGUUGUUCCUGCUGGUGCAGAAGCGGCACCACACCAGAUUGUUUUCGGGUGAAAAUAAUCCGAGAAAUGUGGAGCCUGGAACCGUGGUGGAUAAACACAUUGUCCAUGCCACUGAACUGGACUUUUACUUGGUGUCACACCAAGCCAUCAAGGGCACCGCCCGGCCCACGCGCUACCACGCCGUGUGCAACGACGGCAACUUGAGGCACGACGAGGUGGAGCAGCUCACGUACUACCUGUGCCACCUGUACUCGCGCUGCAUGCGCUCCGUGUCCUACCCCACGCCCACCUACUACGCGCACCUCGCCUGCCUGCGAGCCCGCUCGCUCACCCACAACGAGAAGUUCGACAACGCUCGGCUGGAGCGCGAGCCGCGCCGGCUGCGUGUGCUCGACAAGAUGCUGGCCUACAGUCGCAUGUUCUUUGUUUAGACCGAAUCAGGUCGCACUUGUCUACACUGCGGCGCAUGCCACGC